This is a messenger RNA of Xiphophorus couchianus (Monterrey platyfish), 4620 nucleotides long. Its product is annotated as ribosomal protein S6 kinase beta-2-like. Gene Ontology annotation, molecular function: ATP binding; protein serine/threonine kinase activity. The coding region runs from base 211 to 1623 and encodes 470 amino acids. Gene Ontology annotation, biological process: protein phosphorylation; signal transduction. The record is from RefSeq and is a predicted model, not a curated record. NCBI's taxonomy places the organism in Eukaryota, Metazoa, Chordata, Actinopteri, Cyprinodontiformes, Poeciliidae. The transcript is spliced from 16 exons.
GCCCUCCUUACUGGGAAGUUGUCCGCAGCGCGAAGCGGCUUCAUGGCGUCCUGCUGACAGGAGUCCGACCAGCUGACUGCGCUGCUAUCUGUUACACAGCGAUGAAAGCCCUGCUGGUUCUGACAGUUUAAGAACUGUUCCGAAUUUAAAGUGACGGACUGAGAGGACCGGAAGAGAGCGGAAGGCACCGGAAGACGGAGCGAUCCGAGGAUGGCAGGAGUGUUUGACAUCGACCUGGAGACGGAGGACGGCAGCGACACAGAGGAGGACGCGUGUGAGGUGACAGUUGUUGAACCUGACAGCGGUCAGACGGAGGAGGUGGAGCUGACCAGUGAAAACGUGAACAGAGACAGCGAGAGAGUUGGACCGGACUGCUUCGAGCUCCUCACCGUUCUGGGCAAAGGGGCCUAUGGCAAGGUUUUCCAAGUGAGGAAGGUUCAAGGUCCCCAAACAGGAAAGAUAUUCGCCAUGAAGGUCCUGAAGAAGGCUAAGAUCGUCCGUAACGCCAAAGACACGGCUCACACCCGAGCCGAGCGCGAGAUCCUGGAGAAGGUCAGACACCCGUUCAUCGUGGACCUGCUGUACGCCUUCCAGACGGGAGGAAAGCUCUACCUCAUCCUGGAGUGUCUGAGCGGAGGAGAACUGUUCAUGCAGCUGGAGAAGGAGGGAAUCUUUAUGGAGGACACGGCCUGCUUCUACCUGGGAGAGAUCACGAUGGCCCUGGGUCACCUGCACUCCAACGGGAUCAUCUACCGAGAUCUGAAGCCUGAGAACAUCAUGCUGUGUCAUCAAGGGCACAUCAAGCUGACUGAUUUUGGCCUCAGUAAGGAGUCCAUCCAUGAUGGAACCAUCACACACACCUUCUGUGGCACCAUCGAGUAUAUGGCUCCAGAGAUCCUCACCAGGUCGGGUCACAACCGAGCCGUGGACUGGUGGAGCCUCGGCGCGCUGAUGCACGACAUGCUGACUGGAUCGCCUCCGUUCACAGCUGAGAACAGGAAGAAGACCAUCGACAAGAUCCUGAAGUGUAAAGUCAGUCUUCCUCCGUACAUCACGUUCGAAGCCAAAGACAUGAUCAAAAAGCUGCUGAAGAAGAAUCCGGCUCAGAGACUCGGCUCUGGGAAAGACGACGCCGCUGAUAUCCAGAAACAUCCGUUCUUCAGACACAUCAGCUGGGAGGAGCUGCUGAACAAGCGAGUGGACCCACCGUACAAACCGCAACUGCACUCUGAGGAAGACGUCAGCCAGUUUGACACCAGGUUCACCAGACAGACGCCGGUGGACAGUCCGGACGACACCAGGCUGAGCCACAGCGCCGAGCUCGCCUUCGCCGGGUUCUCCUUCGUGGCGCCGUCGGUCCUCGAGAGUCUGAAGGAAGGAUUCUCGUUUGAGCCGCGAUCGCGUCACGUCCGCCGCCACAACAGCAGCCCGCGCACCCCCAUCAGUCCUCUGAAGUUCUCUCCGGCCGGGCCCUUUAAGUCCAGCAUGGACGGGGAAGCGGACCUGUUCUCCCCCACGUCUCCGCCCGCCGCUCCGCCUCCCGGCCCGCUGGAGAACGGCGCGGCGAGUCGGCCCAUCAAGACGCCUUCCAGGAACAAGAAGAAGAAGGAGCAUCGCAGAUGAGGCCCAGGAAAACCAGAGGGAUUCUGUCUGCUCCAUGGAUCAUCGUCUGUCGGCUCAUUUCUUCAGGUUUCCUUUAAAGCUCUGAAGAAACCAAACGCUAAAUCCUGUAGACUGAGGCUCCGCUGUACAGGAACUCCUUCUAAAUCUAAUUAAAGGAGAAGAAGGCAUUGAUUUUCCUUUAGCAGCUUCCCUGCGUGUUUAUGGGGUCGAGUUGGGAUUUGUGAUGGAUGGACUGGAAACUGUGUAGUUUAAUUACAGAGACAGGAAGCUCUGAUUUAAGGUUUUCCAGUAAUGAGUCUGUCAGAGGUCGACAGGAAGUUAAACUUUAACCCUUCUGUUCUUUUAGUGGCUUUUAUUUAUUUCUGCAUGUAAAAAGAAAACGUGAUGACAUCAGUCUGCCUGUUGGUUCUGUUGAGAACAUUUAACCAAUCAGAGCAGACUGGGCCUUAAAGAGACAGGAGCUAAAAACUCAAUAGGAAAAACAAUCACUGUCUUCAGCUUUGAAAUGAUGAGUUUGUAAAUUAUAACACAGAUUCUUUAAUGACUGUAUACAGAAAUCUGCUGAAUGAUCCACGCGGCAGGAUGUCAUGUUUGUCUUUUCUUUUUUCUCUGGAUCUUCAUGUCUGUUGCCAAACUUGUUCUGAUUGGACCGAUGGACCGAUGGACCGGUCCUAUCAGAAACCAAACCGUUGAUCUCACAGAAGCUGUUACUACAACGUUAAACCGCGUUGGUGACGGAUCAGAGGUGUUUAGUUCCCCUUCAGUCCAACCAGCAGGGAAUCACUCAGGAAGCUCCUCUAAACGGGAAUCAGGACGAUCCGGAUGAUCAGGGACAGUCUGGUUCUGGUCCGAAUAUUUCCUGUUUUAUCAAAAAUAUUUUCUUCAAAGUUUGUAUCUUUUUCUUAGCAUUUGGCAGAACUUCCCUUUAAACGGACUUGGGUCGAAGGUUUUGGGUUUCCUUCCACAAGCCUCUCAGAGAAGUUUGCUGGAAAUUUGAGCCGUUCCUCCCAACAGAACCGGUGGAACCGGGUCGGAUCCGCCCAAACGUUGUCCUGAAGUUUGGUCUGCUGAGUUUUCUUGCGUUAGGAAGACGGUCUGAGCAUCAACCUCCUCAGUCAUGUUGCUUCAAUGUUUCAAAAUGACUCUGUUUACUUUGUGAAGCGCACCGGUUCCUCCUGCAGCCAAAGGUCCAGUUUUCACUCCAUCAAACUUCACCAGCCUGAGGGAACUCUGGUUCUGGUUCCGCUUGGACUGGUGGCUUCUUCCUCUCUGAGCGGCUUUUCAGCCCAGGGGUUUGCUUCACACCGAGUCUCCUCCAGGUCUUUAACUGGACCCGUUUCAUACCAGAACCUGUUGGUCUGUGGGAGACAGAACCGGUCCUCACCGGAUCAGAACCAUGGCUGACCACAGAACCGUCUGAACUCUUCUUUUAUCUUGACUGAUUUCUUAUUUUUUUGUAAAUUGGUCAUGAUGUCACACUAGGAAGCGGUUUGUUCAAAGUGCUGUUUACCUCAGGUGAUGUGAAUGAACCAAUCAUUGGCUUAUAAAGCUGUGACAUCAUCAGCUGGCCUUGCCUUAGUGCACAGGUAUCAAACUCCAGGCCUCCAGUCGCUGUCCUGCAGGUUUCAGAUGAGCCACAGGUACAAAACACUGGAAUGAAACGGCGUAAUUACCUGCUCCUGUGUAGGUCAGUUCUCCAGGACCAGGACCAGAACCAGAACCUGGAACAGGACCAGGACCUGGACCCAGAGUCUUAAUGACCUGAUUAUUCUGUCCAGGUGGUUCAGCAGAGGAACAUCUAAACGUUGCAGGACAGCGGGCCUCCAGGCCUGGAGUUUGAAACCUGUUUUUUAAAGGGACAGUAAUCUGUAGGUGUAUGUAAAUUUCUGACUUCAAACAAAGUAAAAUUAAUCUGGAUUUGAUCAAAUUGAAAUGGUCAUUUUAACCAAAAAAUAAAAUAAAAUUCAGGGUCAUUUAAUGUCAGACAGUGAAGAAAAAUCAUUUAGGUGCAGAUGAAGAGGUUUUCUUUUGUUUUGGCAAAUUUCAGGAGGCAUUUGCAGCCUAAAAUAUUUCAAGCAUUAAAAAUGCAUUAAGUAUUUAUUUUAAUGUUGACAUUUUUCUCUUCUUAUUUUUCAAAAUUCUGAAUAAUUUUAAGCUCUUCCUCUGAGUGAAUCCAUGAACUGAUAUUAUUUAUGUAAAUGAAUUUAUGUAAAACUGAAUUCUGUUUGCAGCAGCGGUAAAAAGCCGGUGCCAGUUCUGAUCCGGCCUGGUUUUAGUUCUGGUCACAGAACUGAAACCAGUUUGAACCAGUUAAAACUCUUCAGAUUUCCUGGGAUGUUUUAUCAGAGUUGAAAUGGCAGAACAGCUUUCGCUCUAUCGCUGUGAAGUGGAAAGUUUUUCGGCUGAACAGCUGCUCUGAAUUUAUCGAUUAAACGUCAAUAAGAUAAAAUCCGCCAGCAGGCUGAGAAACUUUUCACUAUUUAAUGUUUUUGUUCCUCCAGGAUCAGUUAAUAACCUCAGAGUGACGACAGGCUCAUAAACUGUCCAGGCCCACCGCCCAACUUUAAAUAAAUCCAGUUUUCUGUUGUUAAUUCAGACUGAAAAUCGAUCAAACAUAACCACAGGAAUUAAAACUGAUAUUUAAACUUUUUUUUUUUGCAGUUCCAUCUUUAGAUAUUUUCAGGGUUUUGAAACGUGUGAGCUUCCAUUUGGUUUUAAUUUAGUUUUUUAAAGUUGUUUUCUUGUCUGCAGUGUUUGGAUCAGCCUCAUAACCUCUGACUGGGUCACGUCAGAAAAUGAUUUAGUUAAUUGGGUUUUGUUUAUUUAUUUACAUAAUUAAUUGUUACUAUGAAGAGGUUUUGUCGUGGUGACAAAGGAAUAAUGCACCUCUGGAAUUGUACAGAUCUGUAAACACUAAAGAACAAAAGGUUUAUAUUUGGGAUCGUUUUCUGGUUCCUCUAACUGAUGAAUGUUGUGAAUAAAUCUGAUUUUCUGGGA